UGUUUAUUUUCUGACCUUUUUAUUCCACGUGGGAUGCUGAUGUCGAAAGAAGCACACAUUUUGAUUGAUUAAUGGUGUUACAGGGGAUGGUUUCGAAUAGAAUAUUGAUAUUUUAUUUAUGCAAACCCAGUUGUAAUGGAGAGUUACCUACCUAAAUGCUCCAUAAUCACGCAUCAGUGAGAAAAACAACCACUAAUCUAAUCUAGGCUAGUAAUCCUCACGACAACUUCUGAUGAUAUGGAUUCAUCAACGAAAAGAUUAUUUGUUGGUGGGCUUUAUAAUAAUAUAGCGGAGUCAGAACUUCGUGACAGAUUUUCCAAAUUCGGCGAUGUUGAUAAUAUUGAAAUAAAAACCAAGAAAAACAGUGAUGGGGUUCCAGAAAAAACAUUUGCCUACCUUGAUGUCAAUAUUACAGAAGAGAAUUUGAAAAAAUGUUUCUCAGUAUUGAACAGAAGUAGAUGGAAGGGCAGUGAACUGAAAAUACAACAUGCAAAAGCAGACUUCAUGCAAAGAUUGAAGGAAGAAAGGGAGAAUAACUUUGAGAAGGCAGCUAAAACCAAAAACAAGAAAGUGGUGUUCCAGGACCCUCUGGAUGGAGUAACUGGUGUCGAGAACUUUCACAUGAAAGGAGCUGUGCCUGGCACACCAGUUGGUGCAGAAGAUCAGAAUUGGGUGGUUGGAAAGUAUGGCAGAGUGUUACCCAUCAUCAACAUUCGCAGACGAGACAAGAGGAAGAUCAUGAAAGUUGACCCUUCAAAGUUUUGCCACAAUUCUAAGAGGAUGAAAGAAGAUAACAUGGAAGUCUCAGAUACAGGUAUACAAAAUCUGACCUGGUCUAUAGAUACUAAGGACUCGGAGAUGAUCAAACGCAGGAAAGGGGAAUUCCCGACAUGGAAGCAAAAGAAAAAGAAGCGAAAUUCUGAUGCAGAUAUGAAAUUACUGGCAGACUACUAUGAAUCAUUCACCAAAAGUGGAAGUAGACCUGAAAAGACUGACUUUGAGGUGGUUCCAGAAAAGUUCCUCAAAGUCUCUCAAAAGAAAACCUACUUCAGUGAGGAAAAUGAUUCAAGUGAUGAUGGUGUUGAAACUUUUAAAACAAGCACUCCAUUUCCCAGUCCCUUUACCCAAUCACAGCAGAAAGUAACAGUCGAUACAAGAAAGGAUCCCAGUGUGAAGGGCAAAGUUGGCAAUACAGGGAAAAUAGCAAUGUUGGACGAAACAAAGUGUACUCCUAUAGUGAAACAGGUGGGUAAAGGACCAGGAAACAGGGAAGAUAAAGCAUUAACAAAUUCUAAAUCUUCGAGUCCUUCGAAAAAAACGCUUACCCAGGAGUCUAAACAGACUUCUGUACCGUCCACUAUCCCUUCUACCAAUUCCUCACAGAAUACAGUGCCCACAGAAUUUGUGCCUGAUGCACAUACUAGCAAUUCAAAAAAAUCAAAAGCACGGGCAAAAGUAGAUCAACUUCUUAAUCAAUCUAACUCUACAUUAAAUUCAAAGGAAGACUUUUCAAAUGAUUCCCUCAACAAAUUUUCAAACAAAAAGACAGACCGCAGUGAUGUUAACAACAGAAGUAAACCUAAACUGCAAGCAUUUGGUGGAACUAGGCGUUUGUACGACAAUCCAUCUUCAGAUUGUCAACAGAAAGUGGACUCUGCUUCACCAGCAAUUACCUCAGCAUCAGUACCAAAUCAACCACACAGCGAGGCUAUGACAGGAGUCAAGAGAACGCUCUUCCAAAAUUCAAUGUUGAAAACGCCAUCAGAAAAAGAGAAAGAAAUACAGCAGGAUUCUGAUGAAGAGUCUGUUUCAUCAGCUGAUACAGACAUCAUCAUCACCUCGGCUAAGAAGCAGAGAGGUGGUGGAACUGUGAUGGGAUACGGAUCACUAGAAACUCCUGUGUCUCUCCAAACCUCCUUCAAGAAUAGUAUCAGUGAAUAUGGUGGGGGACUGGUGGAUGGGGAGGCUUUCGGGCAAGCUAGCUGGAUGGAACAGCAUGAUUAUGAGUUAGAUGACAGUGAUGAUUCCAAUGAUUUUGAAAAGGUAGCUAAGAAAAUAUUGAAGAACCACAAAGUGACAAACAAUUUUGCUGCAGAUAAAGGUAUGAAAAAUAAGGAUGGUGAGAUAAAGGAAAAGAAAGUACCAAGCCCUGAACUUGAGAAUUCUAAAGAGUCGGACUCUGAGGAUAGUAGUGACGAUGACAACAAUAAUGAUACAACAGGUGAUAGUGACGAUGAUGAUGAAAGUGAUAGUAGUAUUGAAGAUAUGCAAUGUGAUGAUAAGGAUAGUGGAAACAGUGAGGAGGAGGAGGAAAGCGAUGAAGAGGAUAGUGGCAGUGAAGAGAAGAGUGGUGAUGAAAGCAGUGAUCAGAACAGUGGCGAGGAAGGCGAUGAAGAGGACAGUGGAAAGGAAAGCAGUGAUGAAAGCACCAGCAGUGAGGAUGAAAAUACUGAGGUAAACAAAGCUAUAGAGGAAAAUACAGAGGUCAGCAAAGAAAUAAGUGUGAUGAAAGACGUCAGUAAGGAGGCAGGGAAGAACACAAAAAAGGAUAAGAUAGAUCCGCAAGAGAGAACUGAGAAAUCUACUGUAGACAAAAAGGAAAAUAAAGGAAAAACAAAAGAUAAGGUGGACCAGGAAAUGCUAUCUAAAGAGGCCAAUAGGAAGAAGAAGGAGGCACUUCGACUUAAACAGGAGGAAUACAACAAUCGGAAGUCUAUCAUCAAACAGGCGCUGUCGGUAGUGGACAACACAAAGAGAUCCAACAGGAUAGUGUUUGACUCGGAUAGCGAUGAUGCUGCUGCUCGGAAGUCUACAGCUAACACAUCAGCUACUCAAAAGUCUGACAAGAAAGCAUGGGACUUACAGGAGAGUGAUGAUGGAGAUGAAAGUGAAGAUGAUAGCAGUGAAGAGGAGGAGGGGAGUGCAGAAGAAAAGGAUGAAGAAAUCAAAUCUGGGGGAACUGUCACAGCAGAUAAGAAAGAGAAGAAAGAGAAAAAAUCUCUCUUUGAUGAGUCUUCGAGUGAUGGUGGUGACGAUGAUGAAGAGGCCUUUGAAAACAAACCCCAGUUUGAAGGAGAAGCUGGAUCUCAGUUGAUGAAGCUGCAAAUGAAAUUUUCUAGUGACAGCCGGUUCAAACUUGACCAGAGAUUUGCAGAGAGUGAUGAAGAGAAGGAUGAUGGAGAAGGUGAUGUAGAGGAUGUGGAAGACGAGAAAAUCAGAAAUCUGAAGGUAUUACAGGAAGUGGUGGGUGUCCCAGUCACCAUGGUAACUGACAAAAAAGACAAGAUGAAGAAACUAUUUAAGGACAUAUCAGCCCUGCAGUACGACCCUAGUAGAGAAGACCACAAGAACUUUGAAAUCCAGCCUACUCCAGACCAGAAGAAAGACAGGAAAAAGAAAAAGUCAAAGAAACAGAAAGCUGAUGACGAGGAAAUGGAGAAAGCUGAGGCCUUGCCUGUGGUCAGCAGUGAGAAGUUUUAUGAAGUCACCUCCGCCUUAGAAGACGCCUUCAAGAAACCUGAUGACAAUGACAGUAAUACUGGACCAGGUGCUUUCUCACUGUUGGCUGCAUUUGGCAGGAAAUCGGAGGACAAUGAAGAAGUGGAAGAAAUGCAAGAGGAAACUACCGUCCCCACUCCCAAGUGGCAGGGUUUCAAUUUACGAAACAGUAGUGAUGACGAUGACCUUGGCAAUGAUAGUGACGAGGAAAGAGAUGCUGAAGGAGGGCAGGAUUCAAAGAAAGAAGAGGAAAAACCUGUUUUUGCUGCAAAGAGCAAAGAUUCAUUUUUCUUCACAGAAGAUGAUGAGAGGAUUAAAGAGGGGAUAGCAAGCUUUUGCAGACAAGAAGACUUAGAGAAAAUCCGUGAGCGUUGGCAGGAACGAAGACCUGAUCUUAUCAAGGCAUACCAUGCUAAAUACAAAAGAGCUAUGAGAAAUAAGCGGGCACUGGAGAAGACAAAGACGCCUUCAAGACGGAAAUAACAGCAUGUUACCAUAACUUAUUCAAGAUUAGUCUGUCUACAUUAUAAGAUAAGGAUAUUUAGUUGUUACUGAAAUAACGAUGUAAGAAUUUUAUCUUACACUUCUGCUGCAAGUUCCAUUGUUCUGAUUAAAGACUUAUCAAGUGAAUGGUGACGUUAGUGCAAAAGAAUAAAAAAAAAUUAUGCUUGAUCAA
This is a messenger RNA of Pecten maximus, 4174 nucleotides long. RefSeq names its product nucleolar protein 8-like. NCBI's taxonomy places the organism in Eukaryota, Metazoa, Mollusca, Bivalvia, Pectinida, Pectinidae. The transcript is spliced from 16 exons. Bases 238 to 3981 code for a protein of 1247 amino acids. Gene Ontology annotation, molecular function: RNA binding. The record is from RefSeq and is a predicted model, not a curated record.